Lachancea lanzarotensis is the source of this 1965-nucleotide messenger RNA. RefSeq names its product LALA0S08e06986g1_1 (gene GSH1). The transcript has a single exon. Bases 1 to 1965 code for a protein of 654 amino acids. Gene Ontology annotation, molecular function: glutamate-cysteine ligase activity. The record is from RefSeq and is a predicted model, not a curated record. NCBI's taxonomy places the organism in Eukaryota, Fungi, Ascomycota, Saccharomycetes, Saccharomycetales, Saccharomycetaceae. Gene Ontology annotation, biological process: glutathione biosynthetic process.
AUGGGCUUACUUUCGCUAGGUACGCCAUUGCAAUGGUACGAAUCUCGCCCGCACAAUGAACAUGUUAGACAAAACGGGAUACAGCAGUUACUGUACAUUUUCCGGGCUGCACAUGGUAGAAAAGACGAUCCAUUGUUGUGGGGCGAUGAAAUCGAAUACAUGGCAUGCAAAUUCGACGACCGACAAAACACAGCAGUAUUGGCAAUCGAUGACGAUGACGUUUUGACGGAAUUGAACAUAGAAGAUAAAGGGCUGUGCGACGCGCAAAACGUAUCUUUCCAUCCGGAAUAUGGCCGGUUCAUGAUCGAGGCUACCCCAGCUCGUCCAUUCACCGGGGUUGACCUCCAAUACGUGGAAGAAAAUAUGGCAAGUAGAAGAGAAGUUGCAGAACGGAAACUAGGUGCAAGAGGAAUAGAGCUGUUGUCAUUGGCGGUUUUCCCUCGAAUGGGGUGUGAGGGCUUUACAGACGUGAGACAAGUUUGGAGUAGCCACAAUUCUGCGUCCAGAUCGCUUUACUUGCCCGACCAGGUUAUCAACCGGCAUGCCCGGUUCCCAACGUUGACGGCUAAUAUCCGCACUAGACGUGGCGAAAAAGUGUGCAUUAAUGUACCGAUGUUUCAGGACGAGCACACGCCCAAAAGCGAUGACACGGUCUAUCAGCGUGACUGGUUCACGCCCGAAGAUCUGGAGGCCCCAUUGGCUGCAAAACCUGGUUUCAUUUACAUGGACUCGAUGGGGUUUGGAAUGGGCUGCAGUUGCUUGCAAUUGACUUUCCAGGCCCCUACCAUUGAUAAGGCCAGAUAUCUGUACGAUGCGCUCGUGAAUUUUGCACCCAUACUUCUGGCCGCCACUGCGGCGUCUCCUGCUUUCAAGGGCUGGCUGGCGGACCAGGACGUGCGUUGGAACGUCAUUUCUAGUGCUGUGGACGACCGUACGCCUUACGAGCGCAGUGUUGCUCCCCUAUUGCCAGAACACAACAACGCACAUGGUCAUUCUACCAAACCAAUUCCACAGCGGAUUCCCAAAUCGAGAUACAGCGCUGUAGACUUGUAUUUGGGAGGCAAUGCGUUUUUUGAUCGCAAAUUUAACGAUGCAGACGUUCCAAUCAAUGAGGGUGCUUUACAAGAAUUGCAAACCAAUUCACUUUUCCCUAUGGAUUACGAUCUAGCCCGUCAUUUUUCGCACCUUUUCAUCAGAGACCCGCUCGUGCUAUUCCAGGAACUCAUAGAUCAAGACAACAAACAUUCCACGGACCAUUUCGAAAACAUUCAGAGCACGAACUGGCAAACUCUACGUUUCAAGCCCCCUACUCAGGCUGCAACGCCAGACAACAAGACCGCUCCAGGGUGGCGCGUGGAGUUCAGACCCAUGGAAAUACACCUUACUGAUUUCGAAAACGCCGCUUACGCAAACUUCAUAUACCUUAUCGUCGAGUGUAUCUUGAAGUUCAGCAACGAAAUUGAUAACUACGUGCCCAUGUCACAGGUAUGGCAGAACAUGGAGCUAGCCCAUCACCGCGACGCAGUAUUGCGUGAGCGUUUCUACUGGAAGUCAAGUUUCACUGCAGAGGGCACCGGAAAAUACACAUUCGCCGAGAUAUUCCACCAUCCGGCUUUUGGGAUUUUCCCACAAUUUAUAGAUCGCAUUCUGAAAGAUAAAAAGUGGGUCUCGUCUUCCUGGACAGAGCUAAAGAACUCUUCUGAUCCUGCCCAGGUGAGGUUAUUCUACUAUUUGAAAUUGGUACAUGAUAGAGCCACGGGUGUUUUACCCACUACUGCCAAUUUCUUGCGUGAAUACAUCACCACACACCCAAGCUACAAGAAAGACUCCCGGCUAACGGCUGAAAUAAACUACGAAAUGUUGAAGAUGGCCUCCAGAGUCACACACUUGGAUGAUUCUAAAGACGAAGUGUCCAAUUUCUUUGGCUCGGAAAUCGCGAGUUAUUUGUUAAAAUCUAGUUCUUAG